Molecule: messenger RNA, 2467 nt
Organism: Emiliania huxleyi CCMP1516
Lineage: Eukaryota; Haptophyta; Isochrysidales; Noelaerhabdaceae
Exons: 12
Coding region: 29-2314 (761 amino acids)
Molecular function (GO): oxidoreductase activity, acting on the CH-CH group of donors, NAD or NADP as acceptor
Source: RefSeq, a predicted model, not a curated record
CGACCGGACACACAUCUCCACCCGCAGAAUGCGACGCCCGCCGCCGCGGCUCGCCCUCCUCCUUCUCGCCUCCGGCUCCUCCGCGACCACCGAGUGGCGGAUCGCCGUCCUGCCCGACGGCCGCCCCUUUGCACCGACCGACUUUGCGCUCGCUCCGUCGCCGCCGCUCGACGCCGCGGCGCUCAAGCAGGGCGAGGCGCUCUUCGCGCUGGAGUACGCGUCGGUGGACGCGGCGACGCGGAUCUGGACCGACGGCGGCGGCUCGGCGCAGGGCUGGGGCUUCUUCUCCAAGCUGCAGAAGCGGCCCGGCGACGCGAUGUUCACGUUUGGCGCCGUGCUGCGCUGCCUCGCGUCGCGCCACCCCGACUGGGCGGCGGGCGAGCUGGGAGUGGGCGCGUCGGCGAUCCGGGCGGUGCAGGUCCUCGACCCGGCGGCGGCGCGGCUGCGCAAGGCGCUCGGCAGCGUCGACCCGUCGCUCGAGCUGUCUGUCCUCGGCACCACGACGGGGCUCACGGCGCUGCUCGCCAUCGAGAAGCUGCUGCCGCCCCGGCCAGAGGGGCCGGGCGUGGUGUAUGUGUCGGCCGCGGCGGGCGGGGUCGGGCUGCUGGCGGCGCAGCUCUUCCAGCUGCGCAACGCGACGCGCGUCAUCGGCUCGGCUGGGACGGACGAGAAGGUGCGACUGCUGCGGUCCAAGUACGGCGUCGAGGCGUUCAACUACCGCCGCCAGGCCGUCGGCGACGCGCUCGCCGCCCUCGCCCCCGAGGGAGUCGACGUCUUCUUCGACGGCGUCGGCGGGCGCACGCUCGACGAGGCGCUGCUACACAUGAGCAAGUUCGGCACCGUCCUCAACGUCGGCGCCGUCUCCGAGUUCUCCUCCUCGUCGCGCGGCGGCCUCGCCAACGCGCACGCCAUCACCGACCGCGCCCUUCGCAUCUCGGGCUUUGGCGUCGCGAACUACGUGCCCGACUUUGCGGACGCGCGCCGCCGGCGAGCCGCACCCGCACCCGCACCCUCGCUCGCCGACCUCGUCCUCGCCGGCAAGCUCACGACCGAGGAGACCGUCUUUGGGUGGGAGGAGUACGGCGCAGCGCACACCGCGCUCCACGCCGGCGGCAGCGUCGGCAAGGUGCUCGUCGCCGGCCCCGUCGCCGCGGCGCCGCGGGGAGGAGGAGGAGGAGGGGACGGGGGCGGAGGAGGGGGCGGAGGGCCGGAGGCCGUGGCGGAGCUGGUGGUGCGGGCAGGCGCUUCGCUCGGGCGCGACACGGCGGCCUUCGCCCACUCCCUCGUGCACGACCACUGGGUCGACUCGGUCUCCGCGCUGCGAGCCCUCUCCGUCUCGGACCUGAUCGCGCUCGGCCUGCCGGGCCGGCUCGCAUCGCUACUCGCGGAGCGUGCCGAGCAGCAUCUCGACAGCGGAGGAGAGCCUCUGGCCACGGCACUGCUUCGCGGCGGCACGCGUGCGCCGCGUCGCCUCGGCCAAAUCUCGCACCCCCAUGCAACCACCGCCAAGUUGCGAGAGGAGAUGGAUUCCGCCGGCUACAUCUUCUCGGGCACGCGCGGCUCGUGGUCGGGAGAGGACACCAAGCGGAACGCGGCGGUGGUGCUGGGCAAGAGCAAGGCGAGAGCCGCACCGUGCCGAGGCGUGCAGUCGGCCACGGUGAAGGUGCUCUCGCCGUACGCCAAAAGGUUCAAGCUCGGCGUCGCGACCAGGAUCGUCAAGGUGCUGCACCGCGACGACUACCAGUUCGCCGCGUCGGAUUGGCCUUACAUGGACGGCUUCCGGCCCGAGUUCCUCGUCGGAGUCAUGUGGGCCGCCAACGAGUUCACCGCCGCCAACGGCGCCACCAACGUCGUCCCCGGCUCGCACAAGUGGCCACCCUCGCCGACGGAUGGCAAGCGGCCGAGCGAAGGCGGCGGUGGCGGCGGCGCCGGGAUUGGCAGCAUGGGGGGCGGCCUGCCCGAGGGGACUCAGAUCGUGCCGGGCGCGAUGCCGGAGGGGAGUGCCCUCUUCUACCUCGGCUCGACGCUGCACGGCGCGGGGCAGCACGACGGCAGCGCGCCGCCGCGCGACGGGCUCAUCUUCAUCUACUACCUCGGCUGGCUCAACAACCUGAUUAAUUUCCAUUUUGGCAUCCCGAACGAGAUCCAAAAGGAGAUGCCGCCCGAACUGCAGGACCUGCUUGGGCACGCCUCUGACGGCACCGACUACGACCACCCCUGGAUCAAAGGGCCCCUUUACACGCUGCCAUACCAGGGCGGCCCUGGCACUCUCUCCUCGCUCACAAAUGCGGACCGCGCGGGCGCGGUCCGGUAGCGCACGAUAUGCAGUCUCUCGGACCCGGUUCCCUCCUCUGUAUUAGACUUGUCACCUGUGGAGUGCGAUAUGUGGCGUCCGCCGUGUGUCUCUACGUCAGUCUUGAACCUGUAAAAUACGUGUGUGUAAGACUCGCGCCCGGCAGCAUUGUGG